Molecule: messenger RNA, 2013 nt
Organism: Trichoderma aggressivum f. europaeum
Lineage: Eukaryota; Fungi; Ascomycota; Sordariomycetes; Hypocreales; Hypocreaceae
Exons: 2
Coding region: 1-2013 (670 amino acids)
Source: RefSeq, a predicted model, not a curated record
AUGGCGCCGACCUCAAGGACGGACAGGCGACGUUGGAAUCCCAAGGGCGACAUCAAACAUCAGUUCGAAGCUAGCGCCGAAAACGCCAAGAAAUCAGCAAGUGAUAUCAAUUUGGGAGGAAAACUAUGGCGAAGGACGCUCUUGGAACUAUUGGGUCGGGACGGAAACAAGGAUGAGGACGAGAGCGAAGACGAGAGCGAGAGCGAGAGUGAGGACGAGAAUGAGCAUGGGGACGACCGCUCUAAUAUUGGACUUCCUCUCACCAACCCCAUCCCCCAUCCUUCUCUUCCUUCUCUUCCUCAACCUCCUCCUCUGCCACCACUACCAUCAAAACCACUUUCUGGGCUUUUCCAUCCUCCCGAGUCCAGUCCUCCACCCAAUUCAAACCCCCCAGCCGGAGCUCCGCCUCCCCAGCAACCUCCCCCACCUUCAUCCUCUACCCCCCCUCAAGUAUCCCCCACAGGAGUCACUGGGAAUUUUGGAUCUGCUUCGCCCUCCGCCAACCCUCGCAGAACUACACUCAGUGCAGCUCUGCCAAAGAGUACGUCUGGUGGUGAUGAUAGUGACGACGACGAUGACGACGAUGACGAUGACGGAAGACCGUCGCCCACCCGAUCUACUUUUUCCAAAUCGACUCGAUCCAUCCUCUCUCUUACAGCCGCCAUCUCGCCUUAUGAGACAUCAACAACCGAAGAGGGUGGGCAGAAAUCCAUCAUUAGCAGCACCGAGAGCACAACUCGCUCCCUGACGACAUCCACCACUGCGCCAGCACAGACUCCAGGAACGGCAACGAGAGUAGAGACGGCAGUGACGGGCAUUCCAAGUCCGAAUGGAACGGCAGCUAUUGGACAGGGACAAGAGGCUGCGCGCACCUCUAGGCUAAGCCCAGGCGCCGAAAAAGCCGUCAUUGCGUCUGUAACCAUUGGUGGAUUCUUUCUUCUUCUGGUCCUGGGGCUGUUCUUCUGGCGCCGAGCAUCUAGGCGUAAAUCCGCGGGACGAAAGAAUUCUUGGCCAGCCAAUCCCCCCUCCGGCGAGACCUUGGCCGGCCCUCGGCGCGUUUCCACCAAAGUGGGCGAGAAGUUUACGUCUAUGAAGGCCCAUGAGUUCUUUGAAGGUCCUCGUCGCGUCUCCGGCAAAGUAGGCGAACAAUUUACGUCAAUGAAGGCUCAUAUCCGGUCGGGCUCCUUCGGAUGGUGUAGCAUCGCUGACGAUGACGACGACACUCCCAAGACUGAGAAAUCCGCGGCUCCGGUGGCGACGAAUGCUGGUGGACUACUGGAAAGGAGAUUGGGAACCAUGACGCCGCCUCAGCGUGUUACGGUGAAUUCAUAUGGGAUGAUUUUCCGCAAACCGAAGCGCGAUUCAAGAUUGUCGGACAUUUUUCAGCCCAGGGGGCAGCAGAGGACGUGGCCCCCUUCUAUACCUCCUUCUCCAGAGGUGCCUCCUUCUCCGGAGGGGAUCAGGAUACCAAUCGUACGGCCUAAUACGCAGCUGGCGGCGGCGGCACAUUUGGAGAAUGCGAGGAAGAGUGUGAACGCGGGUAUAAGAAACAUGCCGCGGACACCGAGGACGCCUUUGCGCCAGACUAUUCGCAUGAGCGACGUAUCCUCUUUAUCGUCAGGGUUCGGCGACGGGGAUAUUGUAAUUAUUCAGCCCCCUACCGCUGCCACGACUGCCAAGGCAGCCUACCCAGGUGCCGCUGACACGCAUGUUAACGUCGUUGCCGUCAGAAGUAGUCCUGAGAGGAAACACUUUAGCGACCGAUUUAGCAACCGAAUCUCCCGGAGAGACACCGUCGGGACGAGUUCGUCGUCUGAGGAUGGGCGGCCUCACUUUCGAUCCAUUUCGUCGUGGGUCGGCCAGCAGUCGCGCCGGGUGAGGCGAGCCGCGGCGAACAAGAAUGAGGAUGGGGUUCCUGAUGUGCCGGACGUGCCGGAACAGGGAUUUGAUUUGAUGAUGCCUGAUGGGCAGGAGCCGAGGAGAGUUGAGUCUUCGAUGUGGAAGAAGACGUAG